AUGACGACCACUAAAACAACAACAACAACAGCAGCUAUACUAUCAUCGGUACCGAUGAUAGUAAUGGCCAUUAAGUACAACAUAUGGUGGACACCACCAACACAUAGAUCUUCAACGUAUAGACAUCACUGUAGUAGUAGUAGUAGAUCUGGUAGGUUAUCAUUAUCAUCAUCUGGAACUGGUAUGCCAUCAUCGUCAACAUCAUUACCACCACAACAACAGUAUCGAUGGCUGUUAUCGACAACAAUCAGAUCGGCAUUGGCGCAGAUGAUGGACAUACCGACCAAUUUUGCCAACAAUAACCUACCGGACGGCAUCGAUAUCGAUGCCAUCAGAAAACAAUGUAUACAAUCGAUAGGUAUUGUCUCUAUCAACGAACUGGACGACUGCUAUAUGAAUGAAAUGGAAGGAUCCAGUGUUAUAGUGGCCAACAACCCGGAGGACGGUUGUCUACUGUUAACUAAUAGCCAUAUUGUUGGCCAUUCACCGAUUGUCGAUUUUAUAAUCAAAUUGGAUCCAAACUCCGAUAUAAUGUAUGAGGAAAUGGGUACAGUUGUAUAUGUUGAACAUUACUGGGAUCUGGCACUCGUACGACUGAAUCGUAUGUUACCAGUAUUUCAGCCGAUGCAGUUACCCGACGAAUCAUUAGAUGCCCGCACCGGCCUCCAGUUUGGCCAACCGGGUGCCAUGUAUGGUCACGGACAGGUACCCUACAAUAUACAUCCGGGUAUGUGUGUACAGCCCAUGGCUCAGCUCGGAUAUGUUUUAGACGGCUAUACCAUUGGCACAACCAGAUUCAGCGAACACCUACCUAUCGUUUCGCAUACAGCCGUCAAUAUCUAUGGGUUUUCCGGUUGUCCACUAAUCGAUACCGAUGGCCAACUAAGCGGUAUAGUUUGGGGUUUUAUUCAUAAACACUUUAUCACAUUUGCCGUCGACUAUCAAGCAAUUAACGACUUUAUAAUGCGUGGCCUGGAGUAUGAAGUGUCUAAUAUACGGUUUGAUCGUCUAUGGGAUCAGUUUUCAAUGCAUGGAUCCAGGAAUAAACAGUUUGCCCUAAUUUUGGCCAAACAUUACAAUGAAUUUGAUAGCAAUAGCGGUUGGUUUACUAUUGAGGAAUUGCUUCCCGAAUCCCAACCAUUAGAUAUUGUCAACCAAUUCGUAAUGUUAGUCAAUGACCAGCCGUUUACAGACAUUGAAACCAUACGUAUGACUCUAGAGGUUGACGACGACGACGACGAUAGCUAUCCGACUAUUCAAUUGACACUUAGGUCUCCAAUGCAUACGCAUAGCAAUCAAUUUGAUUGGAAAGUUAACAUUACAUCCAUGAGCCCGGAAGAGGAGGCAUUUGUUUUCUAG
Oppia nitens is the source of this 1359-nucleotide messenger RNA. RefSeq lists its product as uncharacterized. The record is from RefSeq and is a predicted model, not a curated record. The coding region runs from base 1 to 1359 and encodes 452 amino acids. Lineage: Eukaryota; Metazoa; Arthropoda; Arachnida; Sarcoptiformes; Oppiidae. The transcript has 3 exons.